Molecule: messenger RNA, 4043 nt
Organism: Leptopilina heterotoma
Lineage: Eukaryota; Metazoa; Arthropoda; Insecta; Hymenoptera; Figitidae
Gene: mor
Product: SWI/SNF complex subunit SMARCC2
Exons: 8
Coding region: 131-3205 (1024 amino acids)
Biological process (GO): positive regulation of DNA-templated transcription
Cellular component (GO): SWI/SNF complex
Molecular function (GO): DNA binding; histone binding
Source: RefSeq, a predicted model, not a curated record
GUGAUUGGCGGGCCGUUUGGUUGGAUUUGCUACUGCGUUCAUGUGGUAGUGAGCACUGUGAUGUUUGUGGUUUUCACGGCGUUGUUUCUUUGUAAUUUAAAAGGAUUUUAACUAGAUUUCCCAUUAAAAAAUGCUCUCGCUGGGUCCGAAAAAGGACGGAAGUCCGAAUCUCAAGUUUUUCGAGAGUCCUGAGAUCCUUACAUUGUUGGAUGGAGUUAAGCAGUGGCUCUUGAAAAAUUGCAAGAAGUAUGUUCAAACGGAUCCUCCUACAAAUAAAUCGUUGGCUACGUUGGUAGUCCAAAUAUUACAGUUCCAGGAAGAUAAUCUUGGUAAAAAUAUUUCCAAACCACAGAUGACCAGAAUUCCUAUGAAAUGCUUCCUUGAUUUUAAACCUGGCGGUGGAUUGUGCCACAUAUUAGGAACGGCUUAUAAAUUUAAGCAAGAAAAUGGCUGGCGGCGAUUUGAUUUUCCAGUUGGAAAGUCGGGCUCUCGAAUGAAUCUCUUGAUAGACAUGUUAACGGCAGCUGAACGUGCCUUGGUACAAAAUAGAUGUUUAAUAUUACCUAAUGUAUUUGUGAGGUCCGAUGUUGAUAAGGCGACAGCUUCAAAAGUCAAAGACAUUGUUCGACGACAUCAAGGUUCAAUUGUUGAGAACGAAGCAGACGCAACUCAUGUAAUUUAUCCUUCCGUCGAUCCUCUAGAAGAAGAAUAUGCCAGACCAUUUAUGAGACGCGAUCGUUCCGUUCUUCUUCAUUGGUAUUAUUUUCCUGAUAGCUACGAUACCUGGACAAAUCUCGAUCUUCCAUGGGACUUUCCCGAAGGAAAUUUCGGAACCAUAAAUCCCAGAACAAUAUACAAAGUGUCAGCAACAUGGGCGUUGGAUUUGGAUCAAUACAAUGAAUGGAUGAAUGAGGAAGAUUAUGAAGUCGAUGAUAAUGGACAGAAGAAAGUGCACAAAUAUAGACUCUCCGUGGAGGAUUUGAUGUCCCAACCCUCUCAUCCUCCAGCUGGUACGAAAAAGCCGAAACGUAAAAGAUCGCCGUCUCCUCCACCGAAAUUGGGAAAGCGUAAAAGUGGACGAGGACCCGCAGGAGUGCAAGGAGCAACAUCAGCAACGGCUGCGAUGAAAAAGACCCGAGGUGGCGUUGACGAGGAAGAAGAUUUGACCCAGGGUAUGGAAGAUCCACCCGCGGAGCCACGAAUUGUCGAAGUAGUUGCCUCGGCAACCAACUCAUCGAUCACCGGUUCAGGUUCAACCGGAGGUGGCAAUACCUCGACAAACAAGAAACAGGACAAUGAACUACAACCCCUGAAGUCGGGAAAUAUGGCCGAUUUGGACGAGCCUUCCGAAGGUGACAAGAACAGUGCGCACAGUGCCCAGGAUCGUGAAGAGAGAGGUUCAAGCAAAGAGCGUGGCGAGGGAAGUAAAAGCGACGAACCCGAGGAUAAUGUCACGGAACAAACUCACCACAUCGUCGUACCCAGCUAUUCAGCCUGGUUCGAUUACAAUUCCAUUCACACAAUUGAGAAACGUGCUCUUUAUGAAUUUUUCAAUGGGAAAAACAAAUCCAAAACACCUGAGAUUUAUCUUGCCUAUCGAAAUUUCAUGAUUGACACCUAUCGAUUGAAUCCCACCGAAUAUAUCACCUCAACAGCCUGUCGGCGUAAUUUAGCCGGUGAUGUUUGCGCAAUAAUGCGCGUACACGCCUUCCUCGAACAAUGGGGUCUGAUCAACUAUCAAGUUGACGCUGAAUCGAGACCAACGCCAAUGGGACCACCGCCAACUUCUCACUUCCACGUCCUCUCGGACACACCAUCAGGUUUGGCGCCAGUUAAUCCAAAUCCACCGAAAACACCCCAACCAUCGGCGGCGAAAGCCUUACUGGAUUUGGAGAAGAAACCAAGUACACCACUCGGCACUGGUGGUGAUGAGAAACCAACGCCAAAUUCAAUGACUAAUUUCGGUCUGAAGAUCGAUCAAUAUUCGAGGAAACCGUCGGUGUUGAAAAAUAAACAGGCGUCGAGUGCGACGCGCGACUGGACAGAGCAGGAGACACUUUUGCUUCUGGAGGGAUUGGAACUUCAUAAGGAUGAUUGGAAUAAAGUGUGCGAACACGUUGGUUCAAGAACACAGGAUGAAUGUAUUCUCCACUUUCUUCGGCUUCCUAUUGAAGAUCCAUAUUUGGAGGAGGGUGGUCCUGAAGGUUUGGGACCAUUGGGCUAUCAACCGAUACCAUUCUCGAAGGCUGGCAAUCCUGUUAUGAGUACUGUCGCUUUCUUGGCUUCCGUUGUUGAUCCACGUGUCGCAGCUAGUGCCGCAAAAGCCGCCAUGGAGGAGUUUGCUGCCAUCAAGGAUCAAGUACCAGCUGCUCUAUUGGAUCAACAUUUGAGAAAUGUUCAAGCAAGCGCCAAUUCCGAUGGUAAAUUUGAUCCGGCCGCUGGACUGGCACAAUCCGGAAUCGCUGGCACUGGACCACCGGAACCACCAGAGGAUUCUUCCGCUACUUCGACGGGACCAACAAAUGCGACACCAUCGACAUCACCUCAUCCAACGCCAGAAGGAAAGAAGGAAGAGGCUACGGAAAAGUCAAAGGAAAUUGUUGAGAGUGAACAGCCAGCAUCAACACCUCCAAAGAAGGAAGAAAUCACCGAGAAUGAGAGGGAUCAAUCUGAAAAAAUGGACGUGGACACGAAAGAAAGUGAGGAUGAACAAAAGGCCAAAAUCGAUGGCGAAGAAAGUGACGGAAAAGAGAAGAAGGACAAACAGGUUGUCAAAGAUGCACAACUACAAUCUGCUGCAGCUGCAGCAUUGGCAGCCGCUGCUGUCAAAGCAAAACAUUUGGCCGCCGUUGAGGAAAGAAAAAUAAAAUCUCUCGUCGCUCUACUUGUUGAGACGCAAAUGAAAAAAUUGGAAAUUAAAUUACGUCACUUUGAGGAACUUGAAACGACAAUGGAGCGUGAACGUGAGGGUCUUGAAUAUCAAAGACAACAGCUUAUCACCGAAAGACAACAAUUUCAUUUGGAACAAUUGAAAGCCGCUGAAUUUCGUGCCCGACAACAAGCACACCAAAGGUUAGCUCAAGAACAGCAGCAACAGCAACAACAAAAUCAACAUCUCAUUCAGCAACAACAGCAACAACAACCACCAAGUCCACAGGCAACAUCUCAACAACCACCACCUCACACGCCACCACAACAAGCGUAAUGUAUCCCAUUAAACAAAAAUCAAGGUGACUACGAAUCUUGAGGUACAUUAAUUAUUAAUUUAUAUUAUUAGAUUGAUGAAAUAUGGGAGCGAAUUAUUCAUAACUAGAAAGUAUUUGAUUAUUAGAAAGUAUUUUGAUUCUAAUACAUAUAUGAAAGCAAGAAAAAAAAUCCACAAUCGCAAAGAGAGACACGAGUCAUUUUAUAAAGGAUCAUUUGUCUCCGAUUAGUGAUUUUUUUUACUACUAUUAUUUUUUAAUUAAUUCCACAUUUGACCAAUAAUUAAUUGGUAUACUUUGAUUUAAUUUUUGGAUGACAAACAAUAGACAAAUGACUGGGAUGGGGGGGAAUAGAGGCAAAAAACAGAUUUCUAUAUAAUUUAGAAUUAAGAGAUUUUGACGAUUGUCAUUUAUAUCAAAUUUUCUACCUUGAAGAGAAUGGAAAUCAUUGAACAAAAAAAAAAAAUUAAAUAAAAUAAGCAGUUUGUUUUAUUUGUAUAAUAAAUUUUUUAAGAAUAGGAUUAUCCUUUUUGAUGAGAAAAUGAACUGCGUGCAAUUGUACUUGAAUUGAUUGUCGAGUGAGAGUAGAAGAAAAAGCACUUCAGAUAAUAACAUUAGAUAAUUUUUUUCCAUUUUUUUUUAAUUUACAGUGCAUCUCUAAUAUAAAAAGCAUAUAUAUAUAUAUAAAUCUCGAAGAAACGAAAAUUUCGUCUUCAGGGUUACUUUUUUACUGUCUCGAUUUUUCGUAAUGUAUUCUGAAAUUUCUAUUUACAGCAUAAUUCGUCGUAUUGUAAUUGACUUACGAUCAUGUAAAAUAUACAGUAUAUUGUGUAUAAGUUA